GAGCCCUCUACAGGGAUGUCAUGCAGGAGAACUACGAGACGGUGACCUCGCUGGGAUUCCCCAUUCCCAAACCUGACCUGAUCGCCCGUCUGGAACGAGGGGAAGAGCCGUGGGUCCCGGAUCUCCAGGCCGAUGAGGAAAGGGAGAGCCCGAGAGGAAGCCGCACAGAGGCAGUGACUCCUGUCUGGAUUCUCUCUCUCCCAGCAGGUGAUAGGACAGUGAGUGAGAACAAGGAAGAGAAUCCACAGCAGGAAGGUCCUGAGAAAGUGAAACUGCAGGAGAUAUUUUUGAGAAGAGCUGAAGGGAAUUUUUCCCAGGGCUUGGAACAGGGAAAUGCCUGGGGAGAGCAACACAGAUCAGAGAUGCAGCUAGGAAACUAUCCCAGGAAGAAACUGGAUGAAUCCACUCAACGUGGCAGAGGAUGGAAGGAUGCCAAGGAAGCCACAGUCCAGCAGACAAGUCACAAUGAAGAGAAACCCUACAAAUGCCUUGAUUCUGGGAAAAGAUUCCGUUUCAGUGCAACCCUUAAUACACACUGGAGAACCCAGACAGGAGAGAAGUCCUAUGAAUGCUUGGAUGGUGGGAAAAACGUCAAUAAGAAGCCAUGUCUUCUUAUACACCAGAGAGUGCACACAGGAGAGAGACCCUAUAGAUGCCUCAAGUGCGGAAAACGUUUUGGAAAGAAUUCAUCCCUCAUCAAUCAUGGGCGAAUCCAUAUGGGAGAAAAACCCUAUAAAUGCCUUGAGUGUGGGAAAAGUUUCAUUCAGAGAUCAAAUCUUACUAAACACCAGAAAACCCACAAGGGAGAGAAACCCCAUAAAUGCUUGAACUGUGGGAAAACUUUCAGUCAGCGCUCAAGACUUAUUAAUCAUAGGAAAAUCCACACAGGAGAGAGACCGUAUAAAUGCCUUGAGUGUGCGAAAAGUUUUGUACAUAAUUCAUCCCUUACUAUGCAUGGGAGAAUCCACACUGGAGAAAGACCCUAUAAAUGCCUUGAGUGUGGGAAAAGUUUUCUGCUAAAUUCAUCCCUUACUGUACAUAGGAGAAUCCACACUGGAGAAAGACCCUAUAAAUGCCUUGAGUGUGGGAAAAGUUUUGUACAAAAUUCAUCCCUUACUGUACAUGGGAGAAUCCACACUGGAGAAAGACCUUAUAAAUGCCUUGAGUGUGGGAAAAGUUUUCUGCUAAAUUCAUCCCUUACUGUUCAUAGGAGAAUCCACACUGGAGAAAGACCCUAUAAAUGCCUUGAGUGUGGGAAAAAUUUUAUGGCAAGUUCAUCCCUUACUGUUCAUAGGAGAAUCCACACAGGAGAAAGACCCUUUAAAUGCCUUGAGUGUGGGAAAAGUUUCCACCACAAAACAACCUUUAAUACGCAUCAGAAAACCCACACGGGAGAGAAACCCCAUAAAUGCCUGGACUGUGGGAAAACUUUCAGUCGGCGCUCUCACCUUUCUCGACAUGGUAGAAUCCACAUGAGGGAGAGACCUUAUAAAUGCCUUGAGUGUGGGAAAAGCUUCAGUAAGAGCUCAGAGCUCACCAAGCAUCAGAAAAUCCACAAGGGUGAGAGACCCUAGAAAUAGCCUGACUGCAGGAAAAGAUUCAAUUUGACUUCACACAUCAGUGAUCCACACAACAGAGGGACCUUGAAUGUGGGGGAAGGAUCAUGUGGUUCUCCUGGAGUAUCAGGCAUCCGCAAAUCCGCAUAGGGAAGAAACCUCUGAGACGUUCUCAGUGUGGAAAAUGCUCCAAGUGGAGUUAACACCAUGUUGUACAUCAGAGACUCCUCCACACAGGAGGGAAAUUCUCUCAGGGCCCUGACUAGGGCUGGCCAUGGUGACAAACCCAUUUCUUCAUUCCCACACACAUCAGGGGCAUUUGGCUCCCAAGGAUCCAGCUGCCCAUUGCUGAGGUGAGGAUCCAGCAGCAGCCGAGCAUCAGCUGGUCAGUGACCCUCUGGCUCUGCCUGGUCUAAGCAAACCCCAGGCAGAGGAGGAGAAGCCCCCAUCAGCCCCUCCUCCCUGCUGCAGCCCUGGCUGCUGAGCUGAUGGGCCACAGGUCGGGGAAGGGAGAGAGAGAGAGAAACUCCUCCAGAUGCUCCCUCUGCCUGGCUGAAGUUCCCCCCUCUCCCUUCCCCUCCCAGCCGGGAUCCCCCUGCCAUGGAGAUGAGGAGAAGGACAUUUGGGCCAGGACCCACCUUCAGGCUAGACCCCUGUCCCCUCCCCUAUUUUCCACCAGCCCCUGACCUGCAUCUGUUCCCUGCACUGGCCUUCGACUCAGGAGACCUAAGCUCUGUUCCCAACACUGCCAGCAGCUUGCGGGGUGACCGGAGACAAAUCUGUGCCUUCCAGAGAGGGAAUAAAUGGGGAGUGAUAAUAUCAGCCUCCGUGCGUCUGUCUAGGGCAGGAGAAGGGGUUGGGAUUAGCGAGGGCGUCUCCUUUGUUCCUCCGCCCCUUUUUCUAGUCUGGACUGACCCUGCGCAGUUUAUUCCAAUCCCCUGUUAGCAGAGAGAUGGUUAGAGUCACUAAGGGCCCCCUUUGCAGUGAGAUUGUCUCAGUCCCAGAUACCCUCACAUUGCUCCAGGUUCUGCUGAAAAUCAUUUCCGUUGUGGUGGGGUUUCUCCCUUACGCACCAGCAUUCCAUAGAGUCGAAAGAAGCUGGAGCAGGGACAGCAAAAGAAAGUGGUGUUUGAGCGUCUGUGGUGCUUGAGGGGGAAAGGGUGAGUCCGGGAGAUUCCCUCCUGCCCCGUCAGUCUCACAGAGCAGCCUCUGCCCAAGCCGCGGAGAGUUUAUCCUCUUCCCGUUUUCCCCCUCCACCUUCUUGUGUGUCAUUCACCACAGUGUCCUUUGCCCACCGUGCUUAGGAAUCAGGCUUUGAUUCUCAAUGAGACCCCUGAGGGCUGGCGAAGAAAAUGUCACACGAAUUCAGAUGAACCCCAAAGCACCGUUUGAUCUCCAGCCUCCAGCUAUUGGUAAAGCGGCAUCUGGAGUUUUUCCAGCCAAAUCCAGAUCAUUUGCAGAUACAGAGUUUUGGGUUAGAUUUGUCUUGUUUUUCUCUUAUGAUGAUGAUGCUAAAACUUCUGUCCAUAACACAGCCCAGUAACGCGGCGGUGCUGAGUAAAACACCUUCAGCCUGUUCAGAAGGAAAUGAGUAAAUUUGUUCUCCAGAUUUUGAGUUUUAAGAUUUUCUGGGAUUUCACGUCGUGAAUCAGAAAGUGGCUUGUAACCCACCCUGCAUUGUGGGUGUUUCUCUUUUUGCUGACGGCGGUUCUGUGAUGUAUUUUGAUAUUAAAUUAUUCUGACUGGGAUGGAGCUCAGAGUGCUUGAGGACUUCAAAAGACAAAUGAUCGUUUGCCAAAGUAGGCUUUUCUACUUUUCUUUUCAUGUUUCUCUAGCCUUUGUCAUGAGAUUUUCGUCUUGGAACAAUGAAAAUGACCAGUGCGAGUGCUGGAUACGCACGCCGAGAGUCAGAGACUGAAAUGGGGAAGGAAGUUACGGUCUGAUCCCAGCAGAGAAGUGAGAUACAGUCAGGAGGGGGUGGGUGGGCAGGGCCUUGAAAGGGCCCUGUUUGCUCUUGCGAGCCAGAGAGCUGAGGCUGAGAACUGUGAACUCACUGCACGGGUCCCAGAGAGAGGAAAUGCCCUAUGAGUGCUGGGUGAAGUCGCCCUUGAACUCUCAAUGAUGCCCGAAGAGGACUGAGAUGGAGAGGGGUCACCGUCUCCCCGUUGCUGAGGGUAGGAGGGAGGGCAAAUGCCUCUCUCACGGAUUGUGAGUGGUUUUCUACCAGCUUUUACUUGUUCCUCUUUCCCGGCGGGGCUGGAGCAGGCAUGUGCUGGGCUGGGGCUAUGCCGAACUGGGCAUUGGAUGGGGGCGGGAUUUAGC
Messenger RNA from Mauremys mutica (yellowpond turtle), 3878 nucleotides. Its product is annotated as zinc finger protein 501-like. The record is from RefSeq and is a predicted model, not a curated record. Gene Ontology annotation, cellular component: nucleus. NCBI's taxonomy places the organism in Eukaryota, Metazoa, Chordata, Testudines, Geoemydidae. The transcript has 3 exons. Gene Ontology annotation, biological process: central nervous system development; regulation of transcription by RNA polymerase II. Gene Ontology annotation, molecular function: RNA polymerase II cis-regulatory region sequence-specific DNA binding; DNA-binding transcription factor activity, RNA polymerase II-specific. Bases 21 to 1574 code for a protein of 517 amino acids.